Molecule: messenger RNA, 3411 nt
Organism: Oncorhynchus masou masou (cherry salmon)
Lineage: Eukaryota; Metazoa; Chordata; Actinopteri; Salmoniformes; Salmonidae
Product: serine/threonine-protein kinase 26-like
Exons: 13
Coding region: 319-1509 (396 amino acids)
Biological process (GO): negative regulation of cell migration; protein phosphorylation
Cellular component (GO): cytoplasm
Molecular function (GO): ATP binding; protein serine/threonine kinase activity
Source: RefSeq, a predicted model, not a curated record
CUGCAGCAGAGCGUCCAGAACCAUGCGGAUCCUCCGUGCGGUGCACAAACUGACCGCGAGUCAUAACGCUGGUAUUCACAACCACACUGACUUGUCUGGAACCAACACCGAGCAGGAUUCACGGUUUCACGAGUCAAAACCUUUCCCCCCCACGUGGAUAGUCGAGUAAGAAAAUACAAGUUGAACUUUCGUUUAGUUUUUUUUUUUGUAGUUUACUUUGGGCGCGAAGGGCUGUGUUGGAGCUCUACACGGGAGAGAGGAGGAGGAAGAAUAAAACUGAAACGACAGUUGGUGGAGUCGAGGUAGGAACACGGGAGAAUGGAGGUGCAGGUGCCAGGAAUGCAGAGUUCCCAGGGAGACCCCGAGGAACUUUUCACCAAGUUGGAGCGAAUCGGUAAAGGAUCAUUUGGUGAGGUCUUCAAAGGCAUCGAUAAUCGCACCCAGAGCGUAGUAGCCAUUAAGACUAUAGAUCUGGAAGAGGCCGAAGAUGAUAUUGAAGAUAUACAACAAGAGAUCACCGUACUGAGUCAAUGUGACAGUCCCUAUGUCACCAAGUACUAUGGGUCAUACCUAAAGGGCAGUAAACUAUGGAUCAUCAUGGAGUAUCUAGGAGGGGGCUCAGCUCUAGACCUGUUGCGUGCAGGUCCGUUUGAUGAGUGCCAGAUUGCCACCAUGCUGAGGGAGAUUCUGAAGGGUCUGGACUAUCUUCACUCGGAGAAGAAGAUUCACAGAGAUAUUAAAGCUGCCAACAUCCUCCUCUCUGAGCAGGGGGAGGUGAAGCUAGCAGACUUUGGAGUGGCUGGACAGCUGACCGACACCCAGAUGAAGAGAGAGACAUUUGUAGGCACACCGUUCUGGAUGGCACCUGAAGUCAUACAACAGUCUUCUUAUGAUCACAAGGCUGAUAUCUGGUCUUUAGGUAUAACAGCUAUAGAGCUGGCUAAAGGAGAGCCUCCUAACAGUGACAUACACCCUAUGAAGGUUCUCUUCCUGAUCCCAAAGAGCAGUCCUCCGUCCCUCGGGGAAGACUUCUCGAAGAGUUUCAAGGAUUUCACAGACUCCUGUCUCAAUAAGGAUCCAGUCUUCAGACCCUCAGCCAGAGAGUUGUUGAAACAUAAGUUCAUAGAGAAGAACUGUAAGAGGACUUCCUAUCUGACUGAACUGAUUGACAGGUUAAAGAGAUGGAAGACUGAAGAACACAGCGAUGACGACUCUAGCUCAGACGACGAUAGUGAGUCCAGUGACAAGGAGAACAGUCCAUCUCAACCCGCGUGGUCGUUCACCACCAUACGGAAGAAAGAUAAGGAAGGCAGGAAGGACCAGCACAGUUUAUCCACAGUCAUCUCUCCAGUCUUCUCAGAGCUGAAGUCUGAUCACAGGGAUGAACAGAGACGUGCCAUAGAGGAGUUGGAGAGAAACAUCAGACUGACUGAAGACCUCUGUCCUGGAAUCACAGACAAGAUGGUUGCCAAGAUCAUGACACGCUUCAGCACGUUGACUCCAACAUAAAAGAGAAGAUGGAAGGAGAGAGAUUCCAGAUAAACGAGGCAAGAAAGAAGAAGUGCAGAAAUUCUGUCUAGUCAUGUCGACACACACACACACAACACACAACACACACACACACCAGUAAUGUAACUAAACGUUCCUUUCUUGCUGAAUAUCGGACUCAGUAGAUAAGGCUUUUCUUUACUGUCUACCACGAGACAUAGAGCUGAAUAUCUUGGGACACAGUAGAUAAGGCUUUUCUCUACUAUCUACCUCGAGACAUAGAGCUGAAUAUCUUGGGACUCAGUAGAUAAGGCUUUUCUCUACUGUCUACCACGAGACAUAGAGCUGAAUACCUUGGGACUCAGUAGAUAAGGCUUUACUCUACUGUCUACCACGAGACAUAGAGCUGAAUACCUUGGGACUCAGUAGAUAAGGCUUUACUCUACUGUCUACCACGAGACAUAGAGCUGAGUACCUUGGGACUCAGUAGAUAAGGCUUUACUCUACUGUCUACCACGAGACAUAGAGCUGAAUACCUUGGGACUCAGUAGAUAAGGCUUUUCUCUACUGUCUACCUCGAGACAUAGAGCUGAAUACCUUGGGACUCAGUAGAUAAGGCUUUACUCUACUGUCUACCACGAGACAUAGAGCUGAAUACCUUGGGACUCAGUAGAUAAGGCUUUUCUCUACUGUCUACCUCGAGACAUAGAGCUGAAUACCUUGGGACUCAGUAGAUAAGGCUUUUCUCUACUGUCUACCUCGAGACAUAGAGCUGAAUAUCUUGGGACUCAGUAGAUAAGGCCAGUGUUCUAUUCUAGAAUUCAGUUAGAAUGUCAUCCCACCGACAUUCCAGUUCCGUAACCAUUCAUCCCCAGUGUUCUAUUCUAGAAUUCAGUUAGAAUGUCAUCCCACCGACAUUCCAGUUCCGUAACCAUUCAUCCCCAGUGUUCUAUUCUAGAAUUCAGUUAGAAUGUCAUCCCACCGACAUUCCAGUUCCGUAACCAUUCAUCCCCAGUGUUCUAUUCUAGAAUUCAGUUAGAAUGUCAUCCCACCGACAUUCCAGUUCCGUAACCAUUCAUCCCCAGUGUUCUAUUCUAGAAUUCAGUUAGAAUGUCAUCCCACCGACAUUCCAGUUCCGUAACCAUUCAUCCCCAGUGUUCUAUUCUAGAAUUCAGUUAGAAUGUCAUCCCACCGACAUUCCAGUUCCGUAGCCAUCUAGAACCCUUUUUCACAUUUCCUUCUCCCAUUCUAAAAUAAAUAACUCAGGGCUGUACUUUUGAAAUCUGUACCUGUAUAUUGGGAAAGAUUUGAAACAUGUUCUUGGUUUUAUAUGGGAUUAGUAGUUCAUACAUGUCUGGGAAAGUUUGAAAAUGUUGUGUGAUCCAUUUUUAUAUUUCAAUAGAUGUUGAAAGAGUAAUGUUGUAAAUAUAGUUUGAUCAAAAUUGUGUGUGUGUUGGUACCAGUAUAGAGUUUUGGGUAGAAAUGCUGAGGGGAAAAUUUGUUUAACAGUCAAUUGUACAAGUUUGAAAGUUAAUUUGUGUGCGUUUUUUAAAUUUUUUUAUUUGAAUUAUUUUUUAGGUUUUCUUUUAGGGGGAAUAAAUGUUAAAUUUUGGCCUUCAUUUAUUUAACCUUUUGGCCUCUGUGUUGGUUUGAUUGUCAACGCCUCUGAAUCUAUGUAGUAAGUGUUUAGUAAAAUGGGUAUUGAUUUUAUAUCCAGGACCCGUUUUUCAAAAAGUGUCUCAGUAGAAGUUAGAAGUUCUGAUCUAAGAUCAGGUCCAUAUCAGGGUUGGGGUCAAUUCCAUUCAGUAAAAUAUUUUGAAAUUGUUGCAUGUUACAAUUUAUUUUUGUUCGGUAUAAAAUGCUUUAUGAUGUACAGAUCAUGUUUGUUUCCGUAUCUCAAGUAAAGACACAUCAUACACAUUA